GGUUCUAUAGACCAUGGGCACUUAAGCAGCCUUAUGACAUGGGUCCCCAGUGCUCCUACCAAGGCCAUUCCUCAUGCUGGCUCCAGAGCCUGUGGACACUGGCUGACCUCCAGAGUCACAUCUGGGUCUUUGGGGGUAUCUAUAACUAGAAUUAUAAGAAUUAACUCUUCAGCAUUCAUAAUUAAAGUUAGAUUGCACAGUAAACACCAAUUAUGACAAUUAGUUUACAGUUGAGAACAUAAUACAGAAAAAAAUACGAAAAUAUUCUAUUUCUUAGCAUUUAUUUCCUAUAUGUGAUAGCACUUUCUGGAUGAUUAAGGUCAAUAUUUUUCUGCAGAGCCAACAUGUUUUCUGUGUUUCUGUGGGUUGCACAAACCAAUGUAGGUGGAAAAAUGGGAUAUCACACAUGUAACAAAGACUGUGAUUAUAUGCAUCUCUUAGCAUGCUUGAGCAAAAUCAGGUCAGCAGACUGUAUGACAGAAAGCAGCUGGAAGACAAGAGCUUCCCUCAAUCUGGCUUGCAAGUGGAUACAUAACACCAACAUGUCUGUUUUAUGUCAUGCUGCUGCUUUUCUUUCUCUUCUUUUUUUUUUUUUUUUUGGUGCUGUAGUUUCAAAGGGGGAGAAAAAACCCAUUUCAAUGAUGUCAACAGAAUGUGUUCAGCCACUUGAUAUCCCAGAAGACAGACUGGACAAGCGAGAUUCACACUGCAACCAUUUAGAAGAUCUUUCAGAACAGCUGAUUAAGAGCUGUGAUCUCAAAAAGAAACCAAGAAAAGGUAAAACUAUCCAGCCUUCCCAAAACACUGAACAGGAGCAAAAAAAGCCAAGGAGAAAAGACACACCAGCUAUACACACCCCACCACCCCUAACAGGCAUACUUUCAGACUUUUCUGAUAAUCUGCUGAAAAGGUAUGGUAUCUCAGAGAAGCCACAGAGAGAGAGAGUGAGUCAGGGCUCUCAAAUCACCGAACUGGAGCAGAAAAAGCCCAGGAGAAAAGAUACACCUGCAAUACACAUCCCACCUUUGAUAAUAGGCACAAAGCUGCUUACAGAAGAAAAGCAAACGGCGAUUAUGGAAGAUGAAGAAAAGGAUGGAGACACAAUCCCCAGUUAAGAUUACAGUGAUAUUUCCAAUAUUGCAGUGUAAAUAAUUCUGGGUCAUUCAAAGUGGCAGCACAUAGAAAAAGAAGUCCUUUCAUUUUUAUAAAUAAUUUUUUCAAGCAUGCACUUGAAUUUAAUUUAUCUUCAAGUGCUUCUCUGCAUCUCAUGAAAUCCCAGCAAGCAUUACAGGAGAUGACAGAAAAUUCACCUACAUGUGGGGCUGGAAGGAUUCUCUUGGUUAACUAAAGCAGCUUCCCAGGAUUUCUGUCUUCAGGGGAUCCACCUGAGACUAUAUCUACUACCUUGUAGUGUGGUGGUAAGAGUUGACACAAAGGCCCCAUCGAUCCAGGGAAGUUGGCACUAGAUAACAGGGUGUCAGUAAAUGCAUGAUACCACUAGAUAUCACAGGGUAGUCAAAUAUCAACUAAUGAUUCAAAUUGCAUUUUUCUUCUGACAUCUCACCUCGUUCAUCCAGCUUUCCUUCAUCGGAAUAAUGCUGAUCACAGUAAAUAUUUCCACACGUAUUACUGAUGUGAUCGAUGUUCCUGAAAUGCAAAGCAAACACUUCUUGGGCCUGUAUCUGUUCAUGACUGGUGUUUGGGAGGAGAAAAGGGUAGAUUUACUGUCGUAGAAAAGCUUACAGCUAUGGGCUGUUGGCACUGGCACAUCAAACAGAACUGACGACAGAGCUCUCAUAAAAGAAACUUCUGGGAAGAGCAACAUUUGCCUAUUAUAGUGGUGUAGAAUGUUGAUUUCUUUUUUUUUUUUUUCUCAAAGGUUUUAUUCCUGAAUUGCUGAAAGCCAAAUUAGUUGAAAAAAACUGAUCCUUUUACUCUUUUAUAUAUAUAUAUGAGGUUUUUCAGCUCAGUCCUAGGAGGGGCUGUAAGGAUUAAAAAUCACAACAAGAUAUUGCAGACUAAGCAAAAGAAUAGCAUUACUCUAUGUCAUAUGCAUAAUGCAAGAUGAAACAGCGUCAUGCUUUUAAAAAAUAAUUUAAUUAAAUGAUUAAACCAAUAAACGUUUUCGUGGCCAGCUACACACUUCAACAUUUGUACAGAGAAGGGUACUUGUAGAAUAUUAUACAAAAUACGUAGGGCUGGAUAGCUUUGUGCUUAUCUUAAUAGCUCUGUAUGCUAGAUGGAGCAGCAACACCAGUGGACCCUUAGGGACCUCAGCACACAAAUUAGAGAUUACCUAGGCUGGCAGACUGCAGUUAUCUGUUUAACACCCAUAGGCAGGCAGCUGAGGAGCACACUAGUCUGGACUUCAUUUGCCACAGUGACUGACCCAGCAUCUUUCAUCCCAUUCACAGAUGUUCAGCUUCAAGAUGUAACCAACAAGCUUAUAAUAAAAUAUGGUAUAUUAAAGCAUACUAGAGAUCAGCUGUAUUAUUAAUGCGAUGUCUGAUACUAGAAGGUGUAAUUUUUAAUCCUAUUAAUCUAUCAGCAAGUUAAGACAAUAUUUAAAAUAUGAUCAAUCAGUGUUUCAUUUGAUAAUGUUUGCAUAAGGUACACAGUAAAGUAUGUCACUGCAAGUACGUGGUACGAAUAGAAACACAAUCAGCAUGUCAUGCACUACUAGUUUUUAAUUUUUGGAACUGUAAGUUAAACUCAAUACAAGUUAGGCACUGAUGUGGCCCAAGCUUUAUGCCGUGUCUCAUUGCCAACAGAUUUUCAUUUGGAUCCCACCCAAGCAGCUCAAGCAAAGUUUUAUUAUUAAAUUCAGGAAUACUUAGAAGAUGAAAAAUGUGAACAAAGCUGCUCUGAGGCCAGCUCAGGAGCAUGCUGGGAUUUAGGGGUUAGGAAUUUAGGUGACGAAUAAAGGACAUGGCCUCCUCCCAGCACAAAAUGCAGACCUUGUGUUGCCUCUGUGAAAGAAGGUCCAUGGCAUGAGAGACUCCCUGUACCAUUCAUUCCUGAGCUCCAAGGCACUGUGACAACAGAUUGCCUUUAUGUAAAUGGUACACUUUCUAAAGUAGAAUGAAAAUUUUUUUGGUAAAAAAUAAAUGCCAGGCUUGAGACAAAGCAGAUAUUCAUGUAUUUACACAUAACAGUUCACACCAGCUAAGAACCUGAAUGAGCUGGAGGAAAAAAAAAGAAACAAACAAACA
This is a messenger RNA of Phasianus colchicus (ring-necked pheasant), 3212 nucleotides long. The record is from RefSeq and is a predicted model, not a curated record. Lineage: Eukaryota; Metazoa; Chordata; Aves; Galliformes; Phasianidae.